CACACACACACACACACACAGAGAUAGCGGCGGAGGGGGGAGGGCUGCAGUGAUGCUGAGCCGCUCCAGUGAGUCCAGUACGGAGGUUUGACGUAGGAACUGGGAGGGGCGGGGCUUGUGGUCCGUAUCGAGUGUCCAGUGGAUCACCGACAGAGCCGGUCUGUCUGUCUCUCAUUCAUCACCGGAACUGUGCAGCGCCUACACCAACCGCCGCUCCGCUCUCCAUCCUGUCUCCUCCGAACACCGACACCAAGGACACCGCCGCCGGCCAUCAUCCGCGGCGGGGCUGCGUGGGAAAAAUGACAUGGAGCCUGCUAUCGCACAACAGGGUGGUAUGCUUAUGUGUUUGCGUCAGCAUGGAGCCUACUGGCAUGAAGCACUGGAGCCAAGGAUCUACCCAGGAGACAUGAAUGAUUUUGGUGUCCAUGUUCUCAUCACUUGACCAACAGGAUAAUCUACUGAAGACAUGUUGUGUCGAGAUGAAGAUUGACACCAGCCUGACUAUGCCCCAGCUCCCAGAGUCCCUGUCCCAGGCAGGCCUACAGUUCGCUGUGGCCACUGAGGAGGACUUCGACGAGAUCAUGGCUAUGAGCCAGGACAUCUAUGGAGGCCUUGACUACUUGCCCACUAGGUACACCAACUGGCUGCAGGAGACCAACCGCACAGUCAUACUGGCCCGCAAACAGGGAAAAGUGAUUGCUCUGGAGUCAGUGUGUGUGAUCGAUGGUGGGGAGACCAUGCUGGUGGAAGGUCUCCGUGUUGCCCCUCAAGAAAGGGGCAAAGGUGUGGCAGGAGUUCUGCUGCGAUUUUGCUCCGAACUGGUGAAAUCCAAGUUCCCAGAGGUUAAAGUAACCCGCCUGACCCGUGAUGAUGUGCUUGGACCCAAGGACUUCCAGAAGUAUCGCAUCAUAACCAAACAGGGUAUUCUGCUGGUGCGCUUCAGAGCUGAAGAUCUCAAGCUCCGUCUGUCUGAGCUUGGUCUGGGUGGAGACAUCCAAUCCUCUGUGUCCACCCCUUCCUCUAACUCUACUCCUGUGCGUCUCGACCAUACAGCUAUCCACCGGCUGUAUCUGACCACUGAUCUGAUGCAGGGGGUCCUUCCUAAUUCUACCAUCAUUCAAGACUGGCAGCCAUUCAAGCCGUUGCCCAGUAACAUGACCAUCCUGCUGAAGAAGGACAUUGACUGGAUGGUGGAUGAUGGGUCCAACCCUACCGUGGCCAGCCUCUGUACCUUCCCUUUCAGAGUGCCCAUUGGAGAUGACUGGUAUUACCUGAAUAUUGACAUGUUCGGUAAAGAGCUUGACCUGGUUCGGCAGCAGUUCUUGUGCCACCUGCAGCGCCACACCGCCACCCUGAAGGGUCAUGUGAUGUGCCAGAUGUUCCUGGACCCACCUCUCUGGAAGCCCAUGGUCGAAUUCUGCCGCAACACCUUGAGCGUGGAGCUGGUGAAGGAGUACACCGAGCAGUGCGUGGUCGAGUCAGACCUCGCCUAGUUACAGAAGGUGGAUGGAGGGGAAUGGAAGAUGAAGAAACCAGAAAGGAAGAAAGACAAGGGUCUAGACAACAAUGAAUGGACACAACUCAAUUACACUUAACAGAAAAACACAACCCUCUGUACUGAGACAGAAACCAAGCAAACAAAAUGUCGUUUUUACAAAACAAAACUUCUAAGAAAGCAGCGCGUUCGAAUAACAAAUACACAGCGUGGACAUAAAAUCACAAACACAUCAUGUAAUCAGCUACAACAGGUCUAAAUUCAAUGUGUUGAUACAGUAGUUUUGUAGUUAGUAAUAUUUUGUGCCCCCACUAUAUACAAAGAUAGGGGACUUAAUAGUAUAAACACCUUUUAGUCGAGGUUUCAUGGGUCAAAAAUUUUGGACUGGAUCCAAAGUGAAUCCAUGGGAAAUAUACUUAAACCCAACGUUGACAAUUGGAUUAAGGAAAAAUUGGCCUUAUCUGGAAGGAGCCUAAAGGCAGUCAAACUCAGCUGAAUAGAUGCCCAGGGCACUGGGUUAACUUGUCACAGUGGUCUGCAACGGGUGGACAGUGCAAAUUACAGUUGCUGUCAAAUAUAACAACGCUACAAACUAUAGCCUCUAAAAUGACCACAGAGUUGAAUCAUCAUCUUAUUAGCUUAGCAUGAAUUUGAAGUUGAUUGCAGGUGUUUUUGAUUUUAUGUUCACCCCCAUGUCUCGUGACGUGGAAAGGUGUGACUAGAGUGAUGAGCCUGGGGAAGCUUUCUCACGCGGUAGCAGUACUGAAACAUAAAACCCUAAAACAGUCAACAUGCAAAUGAUAUUCUCUGAGGGAAAUAAUGAAGUACCCUCAGGGCAUCUCAAAUCUUUCAUCUCAGUUCUUUCUGUAAAUAUGAAACUUCUAAAUAUGUACACAAGCUGAGUUGGAUUACUAAAAUCUGCACAACUCUGAGGGCACUUUAUUAAAACUACACAGACAGGUUGUGUCGAAGUUAGAAUGAAAAGGAAUAGUUCAGGAUCAAAUAGGGGUAAUUUACAGAUGCCAUCACUCUAACGCUGAUGGAUGCAUCUGUUAACUAGCAUGACUUUAGAACAGCAACAACAAAUCUCUGCAGAAACAACAAACAAAGCCUGUUAGUGACAUGAACAUGCUCAGUCUUUUCAAUUUACCCUUCGUUAUGGUUAUGUCUUAGCUUUUGUCUUUUUUGUUUAUUAUCAUUAUUAUUAUUAUUAAGUUACUAAUUUAAUGUUUUACUUAAAUGCUGCAAUAAAAUGUUAACAGAGAUGAUUAACUUCUGAAGCUGUAAGGUAUAAUCUAGGCUUACAUGUGUAAAUUGCUAGCAUAAAGCCAAACAAGAAGCUAAUGCUUGGAAAUGUUUAACAGACUACUGCAGUUUACUAACAGCUUCAGCUAACGCAGGGAGAAGGAGUAGAACGAAAAUAACUGUGUUAGAAUUAACAGAAUUAUAAUGUUAUAUAUUUAACCAUCACUAAUAUUAGCUGGCUAAAUAAUAGUGUUCCCUCUGUGACUAUACAAGAGCAGUGUUAAGAGAAGGUUCAGCCAUGUUAGAGCAAACUAAUCUUUAGUUUAUAGUCUAGAAGAAGAUUGUUCAUUAUACCAUGGCCAUAGACUCAUUCUGCACACCUUGCAAAUCAUGACACCUGAGAGAGUUUAACCUAUGAGGUGCUGAUGCAGCAUGAGCCUCCAGAGCAGCUUCAAGGCUCCUCAUCAUGGAGCAACGAGCUGGGCUGGAGGGAUAAACGAUAUCUGGUGUUUUGCUAAUGAUGGUGGUUGAGAGCACUGUCUAAGACACUGCUCCAAAAUCUCCCAUUUCAGUUGAGUUGAGAUCUGGAGACUGUGAAGGUCAUAGCAGGUGAUUCACAUCACUUUCAUACCCAUCAAACAGUUCAGUGAGCCGUGGUGCUCUGUAUUGUUAACUUUAAUUUUUCCUUUAGUUUGUUAAUUGUCUGGAGAUGAAAAUGGAAGCAACCAUUUUAACAGUAAUCAUGGUUUUAGGGAUGGCAGUGUUGGUGCUCCACUUUUGUCCAGACUGAAAUAUGGUGAAAUCUAUUAGCUGUAUUGUCAUGACAUUUCAUGCAGACAUUCAAGGUACCCAGAGGAUGAAUCCUAGUGACUCUGGUAAUCCCCCGAUUUUUCAUAGCGCAACCAGUAGUUUUAAGAUUUCUGUUUAACAGCGAUUUGCCCAGAAUUAAGAACAGACACAUUCAUGUUCCCCUCAGGAUAUACUGAGAUAACACUGGUGAUCCUCUGACUUUUCAUCCAGUGCCAUCGUCAGGUCAUUGUUUCAGUUUGUCUAACACUUUGGUUUAUGACCAAAUACCUGCAAAACUAAUGACAUUCCCAUUUUUAGUGCUGAUUAGCAAAUGUUGAUUAGCAUUUAGCUCAAAGCACUGUGCCUAAGUGCAGCCUGGCGAAGCUGCUAGCACUGCUGUAGACUUGUUUCUUUGGUAAGUGGCCAUGGUAUAAGCACAAUACCAGACACUGAUGUCUCCAUAUUCACAAUCAUGAACUCCUACGUCUACCUGUAGUCCAUUAUCACCUACGUAUUCAGCCUCUAAUAGAGGCAUCAGAGCAGAUCUAAAAAUGUUUCUAAAUCUUCUCUAAUGAUUAAUUAACGCUGUGACAUCAAAAUGACAUCAUAGGAGCAUCCACAGCACUGCACACACACUCUCCCUUUAAAUGUCCAUAUAGAGUGUGUACCACAGGACCAUUAGUCAGAACCAAACAUGAAUAUUUUAUUGAAAAAACACCUCAGUUUGUAGAGAACUAUUUGACCUUCCCACUGCCUUGACCAGCUUUUAUCCUGACCUGACCACCUUCUUCUUCUGGUAUGCAAUUUUCUAGGAGUGAGGAUGACUGGGCCUAUUUUCUUUGAAGAAAGAUCAAUUAUGAGUCAGUCUUUAAAAGUUUUACACAAGGGAAAUAAAUGAUUAAACCGACAUCUUUCUUUUAAUGAUUAAUUUUUUGUCUGGCCACAAUCCUCGACUUAUUCCAGGGAGUGUAACUAAAGAGGAGGCCAUUGUUACCCUAUUGUUUGUAACCAAAGAAAGUCACCACUCAUCUAAAGUGAUGCCCUAUUACUUGCUGCCUAGAGUGAAGGUGAAAAUAUGCAAGGUUGGAGAGGCCAUGGGUGCAAUUAUUUAUAUGAGCUGUUUUCACUUGAUCAUUAUUUUCUUAUCUUGGCAGAGCAUAACCCAAACUGUGUUCUCAUGAUCCGGACAUGGUCCUCGAUAUCAAAGAGGAUCUGACCCCCCCCCACUGCCCACCUCGAUCCUCCCACUUACCAUGCAUUGUGCAUGGUAUUCCUAUGCUGGAGCAAGACAUGGCCAUUGCAAUUAAACUAUAUAUUGGGAACCCACUUCAAGACAGGAACUCAGGAUUAAGUAAUGAAGCAGGGCCCACCAUUGUCAGUUGAUGCAUAGCUCACAGUCUGGUAAUCCCAAAAAGUCGUAAUUGCUCAACACAAACCACUCACCACACACUGGGACUUUUGGAAGUCCAUCAGGGUGUAAGAGAUACCAUAAGUCUCUUGUAGUAGGCAAAAGUUGGUUUACUGUAUAGUGACUUUGUGUCAGCUGGUCAUAGAUCAUUCCCAUCUUAUCCUGGUCCUGGUCGCAGUGGCAGCUGGCUACGUAAGGUAACCCAAAUUUAAUUACAAUUAGCCGGUCCUAGAUCUUCCUGACAGUCCCUGGAUUAAUGGGGUGUGUAAUCUCGUCAGCAUGUUCUGGGCCUGACAUCCAGAAGGCACCCUGAUCUGAUGCCCCAACCAUGUAUCUGCAAUUUUGUUCUUUUGUUCUUCGCCACAACAGUUUGGUGCAGCACCUGCUGAUCUCACUUUCCGUCGUACCCUCAGUUGUAGGCAGCACCCCAAGAUACUCUGGGAUGUUGGCAGCUACUCACUCCCAACGCUGAGAUAUGAAUCCACCAUUUUCCACAAGAGCACCAUGGACUUUGUCCAUUUUUGACUAAUGAUCAUGAGAAGUCAGUUUGGUUUGUGUUAAGUUUGUGAUCACAAGAAAACAAAGCUUGUUCAUUUCAAAACUACGAGAUAACUUAAACACAACGACAACAACCAUCUUACAACCUCUGUAUGAAGAUGAUGUCUAGGGAGAUGAAGAUUUUAAAAGCCUUUGUCCAGUGAUGAAGAAGUGUACAUAUGUAGCCCCUCCCCACCCCAAAACACACACGCUACCAUUUAGUAUAGCAAACUCUAACUAGCUGGGUAAUCUUUGAAAUGUACUUUGUACAAUUAGCUUGAGAUUUUCCUCACAAUCAAAUACACCCUCUGUUAAGUUUAACCCUAACCUAACAUAGCAAGUAGGGAAUCCUUCACAAGGUCAUGUUAAAUAUUCAUUAACUUAUUUUUUGUUGUCUUGUCAUAAUAACAUGUGAUCCAUGUAAAUAUUGUACAUUGUGCUGAACAGCUACUGGAGCUUGUGUGAUGCCAGAAUGAAGACUUAAUGUUAACACUUGAAUGGCCUAAAACCUGAUGAGAGCUUCACUCUGAGGAAACAAACAGAGGCCAGUUGUGAAUAUAUCUCACAAAACCUGUCAACCUUUCAUUGAUCGUCUUACUUUUUUUAAAAUAAAACUUUCUACUUGCGAUGUUCACUCAUGUGCUCUGGUGCAGCGUUUCCACAUGGUCCCGGUCUUCUCAGCCUCGCAGCAGGCAAAAGAAAUUAGAUGUUUUAUUUGUCCACUAACCUCAGGUCUUAAGAUUUCUGGCCACUUUCUUUUUAAAGGCUUUUUCUUAGGUUUGUCAUCCAUCUGGAGGCCUCAGUAUGCUUUAAAUGAAGUAGGCUGCAUGUACAACAGUUUGUCCAACAACAUCUAGAAAUAACACAACAACUCCUCCAACCCAUCAUUUGUUCCAACCCUUGGAUACGACCCAUAGCAGUGUCUCCUACAACGGCAAAUGUACCAGACCUGCGUUGCCAUGGCUACCAUAAUAACAGUCAUGGCCGCUUUCGAUUUAGGGAAAGAUCGUGGUUUGGGUUAAAAUAAGUACUUCCUCAACAUUAGAUGAUCUUUGUUGUCAUGGUUACAAUAAUAACAAUGACCAGUAGAAUGGUCAUGGACAAUAGAAACAAUGUAAACAGCUAGUUUCACAUGGGAACCGAACACCGCUCUCCUGUGUCAUAUUCAUUCAUCCACCACAACCUCCUCCUGACUCGGACUUUGUCUCUCUUUAUACUACGUCACCGCACUUUCCCCUUUGCUCCUGUCAUCAUCACUAUGACCACUAGAUGUCGCCUAGCAACAAAACGUAACUAUGGGUCAUAAUCACCUGCUGCAAAGUACUUUCUUUAAGCAUACUGAGGCCUUAAGGUUCAGUUUGGACCUGUAAACUUCUUUUUACCUCUUGGGUCUUCACAGCUUCAAUAAAUCUGCCUGGUCAGUUCUAAUGAAUGAGAGCGGCCAUUUUGAGUUUCAGCUGCCUCUCCCACAAACCUGAAUUAAUCUUAACCAUAUGCAAAACAAAGCAUCUUUGGUGUUCCUUUAUUACACCCUGUCAGAAGAAAGGGAGGCUUGUCUUCUUCACCUGCGUGUGCAGAUUAACAAUAAUCCUCUGGGUUCCAUCAGUCGAAAUCUUUGACCUACAACUUUACUAUGAGACUUUGCAUUUUAAACAGUUCAUUUGGCGUUGACCCAGUCAUCAUCACAUGUGAGAGAAAGCAUCUUUUGGAUGUUUUUAUUUUGACAUUCCAAACUAUUCGGCAUUAACAUGCAAAUUAAUCAAUAAGUCGUGUUUCUGCAUUUCUUUGCCGUGUUAAUGAGCCCUGCCCAUUACAUAGAAGUGUUGGCAGCUUGGUUAAUAAUUCCCUGUAACACCAAAGGUGAAGAGAUUAUUAGAAACAUCUGUGGUUUAUAAUGUUUAGUGCUUCACUUACUGAAAAAGAGUUUCUGCAGACUGAGAUCAAUCCAGAAAAAUGUUGUAGAUCAAUGUUAGUGACCACCAUUCUAAAUUUGACCAAAAACACUUUUACAUACUGUAAAGAAAGAAAAGAAGAAGAUGUUCAAACACGUAGCCCAACAGAAUUUAACCAUUUUCACAUUAAGUAUGAUUUUUAAAUGGUGACAAAUUGUAAUAAUGGCUUUAUUAAUGUUAAUUAAUCAUUUGUUUAUAGAUAUAAAUAAUCAUAAGAACCAAAUUUAUUUGGUUUUGUAUGACAGCUGAACACAGGCCUGCAGAGGUCUGGGAUUAACACUUUUUAAUGUCAUGUUUAAAACUAAUAGGUUUAUUAAUGUUGAUGAAUCCUUUAUUAACGCGCUUUAGACGUCAGUCAAAGGGACAUUUAUGUCACAAGAUUCAGAGAAACACAUUUGAUGAACAGGAAUAUGUUUUGUGUUUUGAAACAGAUCUGUUGAAUCAAACACACCAAGACAAAUCGGUCAUCAAAAAAUCCAUUCAUCCUUUAUCUAGGUCUGGGCUCACUGGCCAAUCCCAACCAAGGGUCAACCCUCACCCUCAGGUUAGGAUGACGUUAUCUGAAAUAAAUCUAACCUCAGCAGAGGGCAGCUGUUGAAUAACAGCCUUACCUGUAAAUCUGAUUAUGGUUUAUUGUCAGACUGAUGACGACAGUUUAGAUAUCUGUGCAACACAAUACACAGACGUCCAAACUGUUAUUUCUUCACAUUCUGCUGAUAAUCUUAUUUCAUGUUUGAAGGUUUUAAACUGAAACAUUUACAUUCAGGCCCUUUAAGGUUUGGUGAAGUUUAAUCACUAAAACUACUGGGUUGGUGUUUAAGAUUUUAAUUUGGGUUAAAAACAACUAUUUUGUCAAUAAAGGGAAGGGUCAUGGUUUAAAGAAACCAAUCCUCCACCAUGACCUCUGACCUCUGAGGUUUUAAAACCUAUAAUGUUAUAGCUAUGGCUGUCUUUGCUACAUAAUUCAUACAGUCAGUAGAGGUCCUUGCUAGUUAAAUGUAGUAUUUGAACAACAUAUGUCAUUUUUAAUGGGAGGACAGUCUUGGAUCCUUAGGAUGUUUUUUUCACAACCUGAUAAUUAGUACAAAUGGUUUAUUAACCAUUAACAAAGCCAUUAGUUAUAACACACAAAACUUGGCACUAAUCUUAUAAUGUAACCUUUAGAAAAAGGGUUUAUGAUGCUGUACAGCUUUUAUGGGCACAUCAACAACACGCACAGGUCAGGGACACUUUCACACAGGAUGUGUUUGAUGAGGAGGAAAAAACAAAAACGUUAGAUAUUAAAAACUUUAAAGAUUGGCAGAUUGGCCCAGCAGCGCCCUCAGUACCAGCAAUCAGGUGCAGUCUCUCCGACAGCUCCGUGCCUGAGUUUACGUCACACUUAAUAGUGAACAGAUACACAGCGCAGUAUUUUCAGCAGAUACUUUUAUGCACAGUAUUUCUUCACUGGAUGUGGAUGCAGUGUGUGUUUAAAGGGAAAUCAGAGAUGUGCCAAAUUUCAUGACUGAAAACUUAAACUAGAUUUGUCAAUUAGCUCCAAAAAAAUUACAGUUUUUAAUUACUGAACAUGAGUUUUAGUUGAACACUGAUCUAUGAGUUAAAUGUCUCAAUAGAGAAGAACCCCUGUAGCACACAGACAGAGGUCGGAGGUGAUGUCAUCAGUGGUUGAAUGUGACACUGAACAUUUUUUUAUUUGGUUAUUUAUAGCACUUUGUUUAAAACAUGUGAUGAUGGUAUACUUUGUAUACAGGUGAAUAAACUGCUAACACAUUGUGCUGCAAACCCUCCUACAGGGUUAAGUAUUAUAUUAUUGUAUGUUUUAUGACUUACUGUACAAGCCAUUGAGUUAGUGGGUAAAGCAGCAUGCACUUUAGUUGUCUUUGGCAAUAAUAGAUAUGCUCCUAUCUACUGUACAGUAGCAUCGACUUCAGUGGAAACAAAUGUUCUUGUCGCUCAUCUCGAUGUCCAGAAACAAUCAUACAGUUCCAUGUGAGAGACGCUUUUCUCUGUUUCUUCAGUGCUGAACCAUUUCACACAAGACAUGUAAAGACGUUUGUACAUUCGUAUACAGUGGUACUGAAAUGAAGACUAUAUUUUAUUCUCAGAGCAGACUAACAACUAUAAGAUUAACACACUGAGAGGUUGAAAUGGCUGUGUUCUGAAAGAGUAAUGUGGGUUGGGUUAGUUAAGUCAAGAGAUAAAAAAAAAAUACAUUUAGUAUACUAGUUUGUAAGUAGUUAAACUUUAUGUGAGUAAUUCCAUUUUGUGAGACCUCAUACUUUUACAUUUCAGAGGGAAAUAUUGUCCUUUUUACUCCACUACAUGAACCUAACAGCUGUAGUAAUUUUCAAGACUAACGUUGUUACAUGCAAAAUAUAAAUAAGAUGCACUGCUGGAGUUUGAACCAGCUGGUGUGAUGGUAGAAAUGUGUAGGCUGCAAAGAUCAUUUUAUUUUAAUAUGCACUCAGUGAUGCAAACCUUCUUCUCUGUACAUUAAAUCUCUCUCUGUGCUCGAUUUGUAGUGACUGCUUUGUCAUGGCUUGAUAGGUGAUGCCUUGGACCUCCAGGAGGGGGGACAUGAACAAACCUGACUCAUUUGUUGUGUUUUAAGUAAAGACAAGCAACGAG
Messenger RNA from Seriola aureovittata, 10054 nucleotides. It is a transcript of the gene nat16, whose product is annotated as N-acetyltransferase 16. Gene Ontology annotation, molecular function: acyltransferase activity, transferring groups other than amino-acyl groups. The coding region runs from base 411 to 1493 and encodes 360 amino acids. The record is from RefSeq and is a predicted model, not a curated record. The transcript has 6 exons. NCBI's taxonomy places the organism in Eukaryota, Metazoa, Chordata, Actinopteri, Carangiformes, Carangidae.